AUGGCCGUUGUCGUGAGCAGCGAUCCCGUAGGGAUCGCAACUAGAACAUCGCGCUACAAUGCCUUUCUUGCCAGUCACAGCGUCUCGCGCCGGGAAGCGCGUUUCGCAUCGCGCGGCAGUAGACCUUUUUGCGGAAUAUCCGCAAAUGCAUCAGCGGCGGCAGCUCGAGCCGUGCAUAGUCCCUGCAGCCAGCCCCACGCCCACCAGCCCAACCUCUCCGCCGCAUCGGGCCCGUCCCGUCCCGACCGAUGGCUGAUCGGCAGCGCGCAAUCCGCCGCCGAGUCGCCAUUCGUGGAGGUGAGGGACGCGCGGCCGUGGGACUGGCGGAUCGCCGAGAGCGGCAGCGGAGGAGCGCCACGCCGCGAGGAGGAGCCGUCGUCCGACGAGUGCCGAUCUCGAGCGCUGCCCGGAGUGGACGGCGCGCUGCAGCUGCUCACUGACGCCGACGCAGCGAUGACGUCAGACCUGCUGCGAGCUAAGGCGCAGAGCGGAGCGGCGCAGCAGCAGGGGCGGGCGCAAGCGGAGGGGGGGCCCCGCAGCGAGGGCCCUGGGAAUGUGUUUCUGGUGGGGACUGGGCCUGGCGACCCCGACCUCCUCACUCUGAAGGCGGUGCGCGCGCUGCAGUCGGCGGACCUCGUGCUCUACGACCGCCUCGUCUCCCCCGCCAUCCUGCGCCUGGCCGCGCCGUCCGCGCGGCUGCUGUACGUGGGGAAGGCGGCGGGGUACCACACGCGCACGCAGGCGGAGAUCCUGCACCUGCUGCUCGCCUUCGCGGAGGCGGGCGCCGUGGUGGUGCGCCUCAAGGGCGGCGACCCGCUGGUGUUCGGGCGGGGCGGCGAGGAGAUGGAGCACCUGCAGGCGCACGGCAUCCGCGUGCAGAUCGUGCCCGGCAUCACCGCCGCCUCUGGCAUCGCUGCUGAACUUGGCGUGCCUCUCACCCACCGCGGCGUCGCCAACAGUGUACGGUUUCUAACGGGCCACAAGCGCAAGGGAGGCGGCGACCCGCUGUAUGCCGCCAGCACAGCCGCAGACCCCGACACCACCCUCGUGGUCUACAUGGGGCUCGCCACGCUGCCCAGCCUUGCCGCCCGCCUGCUGGCCAAUGGGCUGCCGGCUGACACUCCUGCUGUGGCGGUGGAGCGAGGCACCACCGCUGCUCAGCGCACUGUGUUUGCUACGCUGGAGGAUCUGCCAGCAGCCGUGUCAGCGGCCCAACUCGUGUCACCCACGCUCAUUGUCAUCGGCCAGGUCGUGGCACUGUCGCCAUCAUGGCCCUUCGCUUCAACCACUUCAUCCGGCUUAGGGGUUGCACCUGAUUUUCAAGAGCCUAGAGACCGGCGGCUCAGAGGACCAGAUCCCCUGGUCCCUAGCCAACAAGUUAAGCUUAGAGAGGGUGAGAGGCAAUCUUAG
Closterium sp. NIES-65 is the source of this 1410-nucleotide messenger RNA. The record is from the annotation of a GenBank genome assembly. Lineage: Eukaryota; Viridiplantae; Streptophyta; Zygnematophyceae; Desmidiales; Closteriaceae.